AAUACAUAAAUAAAUGCAAGCAAGCUCUGCAAGAAAGGAGAAAACAGAUAAGAACGUUUCUUGAGAGCCCCAUCUGCCGUUCCCUGAUUUAUUUUCUCUAAUUUCAAGCGAGUAUAGAGGGACACAAGUUUUUGUAAUUCUUGUUUAAUAUUUACCUGUGCAAAUGGCAAAUUCUGAGGAAUCAAAUCCUCUUUUACCAAACCAAGAACUGGCAUCAGGGGAAAAAGAUGAAAAGAAAUCGUCCAACGCCAAGAACGGUGGGCCGCAGCCUCAUCCGGCGGUUCCGAUGGGAUGGACAGCUGACGGGCUGCCGGUGGGUGAGAUCAUGAUGGAGAAGUCCCAGUGGGAUUCCGGCAUCUUCUCUUGUCUUGGAAGAAAUGAUGAGUUCUGCAGUAGUGAUCUUGAAGUUUGUCUGUUGGGUAGUGUGGCCCCUUGUGUGCUCUAUGGAACCAAUGUUGAGAGACUUGGAUCUGCUCCCGGCACUUUUGCGAAUCACUGUUUGCCAUACACCGGCUUUUACUUAAUGGGGAAUGCCUUUUUUGGCUGGAACUGCUUCGCUCCCUUGUUCUCUUUUCCCACCCGUACGGCUAUCCGCCGGAAGUUUAACCUGGAGGGAAGCUGUGAGGCGCUUGCUAGAUCAUGUGGGUGCUGCGGAAGCUUUUUGGAGGAUGAGGUUCGGCGUGAGCAAUGGGAAACGGCGUGUGAUUUUGCUACCCAUGUCUUUUGCCAUGCAUGUGCUCUUUGUCAGGAAGGUCGUGAAGUUCGUCGUAGGCUUCCUCAUCCUGGCUUCAUGAAUACUGAACCAGUGUUCGUCAUGGUUCCCCCUGGUGGACAGGCUAUGGGCCGUGGAGUGUAACUACUAUUUUAUGGUGGUUCAGACAAGCUCUGGACUUGUGUAAUUGUGUGCUGAGAACUUCCGUUAGACUGCGUUAUGUGAUUUGUGGUUUAGUCUGCAUAACUCGUUUAUCGGCAGCCUGGGACGUUGAGGCUGCAUUAGUUACUAGUUUUUGUUGAAAAAUACAGAUAGAAGCAGUUCUUGGAUGUCCAUGUAAUAAGGUGAUGGUAGACAUGGUCUUUCUUUUGUGAAAUGUGAUUUCAAAAUAUAAAGGACACGAUAAUGCUUGCAAGUUAAUGGUGUAAUUCCAAGCUGAUGAAGUCUUAUUUGACACUUGGAUGCCAAUUUUUAUCAAUUGAAUUAUUGAGCA
Molecule: messenger RNA, 1205 nt
Organism: Sesamum indicum (sesame)
Lineage: Eukaryota; Viridiplantae; Streptophyta; Magnoliopsida; Lamiales; Pedaliaceae
Product: PLAC8 family protein
Source: RefSeq, a predicted model, not a curated record